Molecule: messenger RNA, 1076 nt
Organism: Spodoptera frugiperda (fall armyworm)
Lineage: Eukaryota; Metazoa; Arthropoda; Insecta; Lepidoptera; Noctuidae
Product: methyltransferase-like protein 22
Exons: 6
Coding region: 184-1032 (282 amino acids)
Biological process (GO): protein methylation
Cellular component (GO): nucleus
Molecular function (GO): protein methyltransferase activity
Source: RefSeq, a predicted model, not a curated record
UUCCGUUCUGUCAAGUGUCAAUAGUGUCAACGCAAGAGUUACAAAAAGUAAACAAACAAAAAUUGUGCUAAAUAUUAUAAAAAUUAAAUGAAUUUUAAUCCCAAAAUAGAUCAUAACAUGGGUUAUUGUGAAGCUAAGACGUGAACUGUUAUUAAAUAACUUCCUAGACUAAUUUUGAGGAAGAUGCCAGAACUGACGGUGACAUCUGAGAUAUAUGAGGAGUAUGAUUAUAAAACUAAAUUAUCACCCAGCACCGAAGGAAAUGUGAUAUCAGAGUUUCCAUUCCUGUUGCCUAAAGCUGGAAGCAGUGCCACUUAUGAUGACGAUGAUGACCUGGACAUCGAGAGGCCACAGAAAGAAGUUAUUAAAAUUGAACACAGUUCCAAAACCAAAAUCGCGCUAGUAGGCCUACAAGUAUGGCGGGGCGCGUUCCUCCUCGGUGAUUGGUUGAUACACCUCGGCUUGAAAGGGGAACUGACCAAUCGGAGCGUUUUGGAGCUUGGCGCGGGAACCGGGCUCACCAGUUUUGUUGCCGCUUUGUAUGCUAAGAAAGUUAUUUGCACAGAUAUCAACAUGGGCGGUAUACUAGACCUAAUUAAACUAAACGCCAAGUACAACAAGAAGUUGGUAAAGUCACAAUUUAAAGUAAUGCCGCUGGACUUCACCGACACCGCGUGGAGCCCCGCCUUGUUGACUGAAGUCAAACACGCGAGCAUCAUUAUUGCUGCUGAUGUAAUAUACGACGACGAUUUAACAGCGGCCUUCGUGUCGACCAUACAGAAGAUACUGAACACGGAGCCACCCAAAACGUUAUACAUGGUGUUAGAAAAGCGGUACGUGUUCACGAUAGAGCACCUCGACUCGGUGGCGCCCUGUUACGAGACAUUCCUCACUCUGCUAGACAAAGUCAAGACAGAGAACGCACAUUCCACGUGGGACAUACAACAACUACCUCUAGACUUCCCCAAGUAUUUCACCUACGACCGAGUCAAAGACCUCGUUCUAUGGAAAAUCUCAUCUACACCUAUCUAAUUGAACCUAAAAGACAAUAAAUAUUAUUUUGUAACCAAACAUAA